AUAACGCCCGUGGGGCGCCUUUGUGCCGCAGAGGCGGCGGCGGCAGCGGGGGGCGCGAGCGGUGGCACCUACGGGGCGGCGGCGGCGGCUGCUGCACUAUGACUCUGGAGGAGCUGCCGGGGGACCACCGCACCGCCGGGAGGAUGGAGCAGGCGGGGGACGCGCUGGAGGAGGUGCUGAGCAAGGCGCUGAGCCAGCGGAGCCUCACCCUCGGGGUCUAUGAGGCCGCCAAACUGCUCAACGUGGACCCGGAUAACGUGGUGCUGUGCCUGCUGGCGGCCGACGAGGAGGAGGCGGGGGACGCGGCGCUGCAGAUUCACUUCACGUUGAUCCAGGCCUUCUGCUGCGAGAACGACAUCAACAUCCUGCGGGUCAGCAACCCGGCGCGGCUGGCCCAGCUCCUGCUGCCCGCCGCCGGCCCCGAGCCGCCCGCCGACCUCCACUGCGUCCUGGUCACGAACCCCCAUGCCUCGCAGUGGAAGGAUCCAGCGCUGAGUCAGCUAAUGUGCUUCUGCCGGGAGAGUCGCUACAUGGAUCAGUGGGUGCCAGUGAUUAACCUCCCCGAGCGGUGACCGUGCCGGGAUGAAAAUGAACUGAACCGAAUUGCACUGAAGUUUUGCAAUACUUUAGCAGUUGCUCAGGAAGUAACUCCCUGCCCUGGCACAAGGAUUACAGGGGAGGGGGGGCGGCAAAAAAAAAAACCACAAAAAACAACAAAACAAAAAAAAGAUUAUGUUAAGGGGGUAGGCUGAAGUUGAACUACAUCUUGUGUGGGACUGAAGAAAAGUGACUCCAAAGCAACGAGGAGGAAUGUGGAAGCAAAGGGAAGCGCAGCGCCUGCGUUGCUGGAGGAGUGAGCCCUGCCUGACAGGGGUGCCACACGGCUGGGUUACUCGCAGAAAACGCCCAACACCCUUCAUGGUUUUUUAAAGUGCAACUUAAAGUUUCUGGUUUAAAUACCUUAAAGAGCAAAAAGGUUAAUCGAAACAUUUUACAAACAAUUUUAUUGUAUUUUUGGGAUGUUAAUUCUCAAGUUUUUAUGCUAAGAUAUAUAAUAAGUUAUUUUAUGAUAUUGAUGAAAAAAAUUAUUUAUACUUGGAGGUUUGAGAACCAGAAUGCCCUUAAGCAGUUGGUCUGCAACCACGCUUCUUCUAGCAGUUGGCUGUUAGAAGCAGCUACAUUAAUGGAAUUGUUUGAAAUUGGAUAGUGUUUUGGGUUUUGGGGUUUUGGUUUUGUGUUCUUUCUUUUUUUUUUUUUUUUUUGAAAUAAAGUUUAAACUUCAACCCUU
Messenger RNA from Phalacrocorax carbo (great cormorant), 1288 nucleotides. The record is from RefSeq and is a predicted model, not a curated record. Lineage: Eukaryota; Metazoa; Chordata; Aves; Suliformes; Phalacrocoracidae.